Messenger RNA from Besnoitia besnoiti, 8934 nucleotides. RefSeq lists its product as uncharacterized. The coding region runs from base 1 to 8934 and encodes 2977 amino acids. Gene Ontology annotation, molecular function: calcium ion binding. The transcript has 21 exons. NCBI's taxonomy places the organism in Eukaryota, Apicomplexa, Conoidasida, Eucoccidiorida, Sarcocystidae. The record is from RefSeq and is a predicted model, not a curated record.
AUGGAGAAGCUUGCGUGCUUCCGUCGCCUUCUCGCGGUCUUUUCUGUUUUGCUCCUCGCUGUCACCUCUGCAGCUGCCCCCUUCGCCGGCGUCGCAGCUGAUGUGACCCCCCCUACACGUCCAGAUCUCCCUCGCUCUCUCCUCUCUUCUCCCCCUUCUUCUCUGCCUUCUCUGUCUCCUUCCGACGCCGCCACGUCUUCUUCCAUCCCUGCAUCUCAGCAGCCCUCAGCCGACUGUGCUGUGUGUUUGUUCCCCUUUCCUGCGCGGAGUUCUCGCUCUUUCCCUUUCUUCGCUGACUCCAAUUGGGCGCCGGCUAUGUCGUCACCUUCGCGUGCCUCUUCGGCGCCAGUCCGGGCCUCUCUCGCCUCAUGGGGGGUCUGCUGGCCGUCGCUGUUCUCGCCCUUCUCCUCUCUCUUCCCGUCCCUUCCUUCGCCUUCUUCGCUCCUCUCCGGCCUCCCCGUCCUGCUGCUAGGCAGCGCCGCAUCGCCGCUUGAAAGCCCGCAGAGGAAAAGAAGGAGCCGCAGUGGAGACCGCGGCGACGAGCGAGAAGAAGAGGAAACCAAGAAGAAACGGCGCGGCAAGCCCCGCGAGGAAGCUCCCGAGCACUCCGAAGACGAAGUGCAAACCGCUCUGCCCGCUGGAGCACAGGCCACAAGGACGAGACCCGAAGAGCUUCCGGCUUCGGCGGCACCCACCGUCGGCGCCUCGCCUCCCUCUCACACGUCUGUUCUGUCGUCGCCGUCCUCCGCUUCUGCUUCCUCCUCUUCGGCUUCGACUCCCUCUCCCCUGCCCUCUCCCUCUCCCUCUCCCUCGCCGUCUUCUUUGGCUGCGACUGCGUGUCAUUUUAGUUGUCUGUCUUGCGCGCGUCCAGGCUCGCGCGAGGCCUGCCUGUCGUGCCCUCACCAGGUGUCUUCUCCGUCUGACGCAAUCGCCUUUUUCUCCCCCCCUUCCGCGCCCUGCGCGCCUGCGCCCCUGUCCCCUCCGCUUCUCUCUCCGCCAGCAGAGUCGCCGGUCUCGCCUCUCUCCGAGGCCUUUCUAUCCCGCGUGUCCUCCGCGUCGUCGCGCCCCUCUGCGCUUCUUCUCCGCCGGCUUCCGCACGUGUUGACGCCGAUGUUUCGCGAUGGCAGCGGGCUCUGUGUCCCAGUGGCUGUCGGCGCCUCGGAGCUGGGCGCCGACACACAGAGCCACGAGGGUGACGCUUCCUCGUGUGACCUGUCGUCGCUGUCGCCGUCAACCUCGUCGUCUUCGUGCGCCUUCGCGUCCGCCUCGGCUGGGUCAGCCGCGUCUUCCUCAUUCUCGGGCCUCUCUCCAGCCCCAGAGUCACCUCCGCGGAAGGAGGAAGUCGCAGAGAAGGCGCGGGAGAGAGAGCGCGCGUGGGCGCAGCUGCAAGGGCAUUGCCAUCCCUCGUGCGUGACCUGCAGGGCGGACUGCUGCUUUCAGAAAGCGGAUAACUGCCUCUCCUGCGACGUCGCGUCUUCCUCUCUCCGGCGUCUUUACCCCGACGGUACCGGGCGUUGCCUCCGCAUUCGGCGGCAACGCCGGGACGACGCGGCGAGCCUUCCCCUUGCCAGUUUCCCGCUGGCUGCCGCAGGACGAGGCGCUACGGACGCGGAGCAAGGCGACGCGUGGAGCGCCUCCCAAGACUGGCUGGCCUCUUUAACGGGGCUGCUCGACGUUGAAUCAUCGUGGGAGCUCAUCGCUGACCACCGCUCGCCUCCGCCUUCCUCGCCUGCGUCUCCGUCUCCCUCGUCUGUGUCUCCGCCUUCCUCGCCUGCGUCUCCGUCUCCCUCGCCUGCGUCUCCGCCUUCCUCGCCUGCGUCUCCGUCUCCCUCGCCUGCGUCUCCGUCUCCCUCGCCUGCGUCUCCCUCGUCUGCCUCGUUGCCCGCUUCUUCAUCUUCCGUGCCUACUUCUCCGCCUUCCGCGCCUACCUCGCCAUCUUCCGCCCCUGCGUCUUCGCCGUCUUCUGCUUUUCCUUCUUCCCCCCCCUCUUCUUCUUAUCCUGAACCUUCUUCGUCUACGUCUUCAACUGCACGGCCGCCGCCUGCGUCGACUGCGGGCGCUUUGCCUUCGGCAGCAGCCUCCGCGGCUGUCCCUCCUCUUCUUUCGGCGUUUUCUUCUUCUCCCUUUGCGCUGCCGUCCGCGUCCUCCUCUCUCUGUGGCUCGCUGCCCGCGUCGGCGGCGGCGCUCCCCGCGCUGCAUUUUUUGCAUCUGUUUUUUCUUCACGCGGACAACAACCUGGAGGAGUCCGCGCUGCUGGAUCUCGAGGAGCUUCUGAACCCGUACAUCGGCCGCCGGGCGCUGCACGCGAUUCUUGCCGCGCAUCACUCGGGCGUGUCGGGAAGCGGGUCUCCAGGCGGCGCCGCGAGCGAGGCGCACAGGCAGCUAGCAGCUCACCUCGCGCUGGCGCAGAUAUACGUCGUGGCGCUUCUCGAUCGCCCUAAGGCAGGCAGCCCCAGCAAGGCGAGCGACGCGAGUCUGGGUCGCGUCCACGUCUGCGGCAACCUCAGCUACACGCAGAAGGGACCGAUACGCACCAGGGGCAGCAAGACGUUCUUCGUCGACGAAGCCUGGCAGGGCACCGUCGAACUCAGCUCAGAAAGCGCCUACGAGCUCCUGCGAGUCAAAACGCAAGACGGAAGAUUCGAGUGGAUGCUUCUGAGAGACCACGGCGACGUCGACAUGAAUUCGCCGGCGGUCUUGGCUUCGUUUAUCCAGCGGAACUUGGAUCUCUUUCCGUCGAAGCACGCGGCGCUCACGUUGUGGAACCACGGCAGCGCGUGGGUCGGCUUCGGCGACGACGAGAGCAGCGCAGACCACGCGCCCAUGAGCCUCCAAGACAUCGCCCAAGGCCUCCAAAAAGGACUGCGAGGCAGCGAGCGCGGCAAGAAAGACCUCGCGUUCAAAUUCAGCGUGCUAGGCUUCGACGCAUGCCUCAUGGCGAGCUACGACGUUCUCGAGGCAGUUGCGCCGUUCGCGCACUUUGUCAUUGCCAGCGAAGACAACGAGCCCGGUCACGGAUGGAAUUACCACCUGACGGAUCCGACGACUCUGUUCCUUGACGCCGAGGGGGACUCCACGUCCCGUCCCGCGUCUGCCCCCCCGAGCCCGCGAAGGCCGUUUUUCUCCUCUGCGAGCGCGUCCCGCGGCGAAGCGUCUCUCUCCGCGGUCGCCUUUGCGGCGUCGCCUUUUCGGCUCUCAACCGCCUACGAGUACGCGUCGCGCUUCAUCGCGAGCUACGCGCUGCAUCCCAGAUCUUCGGUGGCGCUCACGCUCUCCCUCAUCGAAGUCAAGGCUUUCCUCGCCUUCAAGCACAAAUUCGAAGAAGUCAUGGACCAUCUGUUUGCCUGCGGCGGCAGCUCGAUCUCCUCUCUGGUUCGCCGCGCCCUCGCGGGCUCCUUCACCGUCCGCGGCUGCGAGAUGGUCAGCCUCUGCUCCUGCUUCGACCUCUUCGACUUCCUCGACAACCUGCUCCGCCUGCUCGCCGCGCAGCACCGCCCGCCGGCCGCGGGCUUCGCAAGCUCCGCCGCGGCGCCCACCGGGGGGCGGAGGCGGACCGGCGCGCCGCUGCUGGCGCUCGCCGAGAAGGUGGCGCGCCUGCGGAGGCUGCUCAAGGCGAUGGUGGUCAUGGAGGUCGGCGGAAGGGAAGAGGGGCGAUACUCUGGCCUCAGCAUGUACUUCCCAGACCCGAACAUGCAGCUCAACUGCAAAAACACGCGGGGCGCCUCGCUGUGGGCAGACCACUACCAGCGGGCCAUCCGCUCGCGCUACGCGUCCUUCGUGAAGUCUGUGCGCGGCAACCGCCUCGGCAGCGUUUGCUACUUCUCCCCGUCGCUCUCCGCCGCCUCGCCUGUCGCUGGUGCUCCCCCGCAGGCCGCCGAGGAGGCGCGCGAAGACGGCGCGGCCGCAGACGCGCUGCGGCAGGGGUACGAAAGUCAGCCUUUCGUCGUGCUCGAGGCACGGCUCCUGCAGGGCCGGAGACAGGCCGGCAGGGACUUGGUUGGCCUUGCCGCCGUCGCUCCCUCGAGCCUCAUCUUCGCGCUGAUGUUCAGAGGCUUCGUGUCUGAACUGCGCGCCUCGACGCCGCAAGAGCGCCUGUCGCCGAACCUUGACGAGAUGCCGGACGUCUACCCAGCGCCCAGGGAUGCACCUUCUUCUAACUCCUCCUCCGUCUCGCCCGCACCCUCGCCCGCGCCGUCGCCCGCCUCCUCCUCGUCUGCGGCUGCUGCGGCCCUCGGGGCGAGCGGCGCGGCGGAGGCCGGUGGCGCGAGAGGAGCGAGAGACCUGCGCGUCGUGGUGAAGGUAUUCAGCACGCUGCAGGCCUCGAUCACCGACCUGAGCGACGUCGACUGGUCGCUGCCGCUGGUGGACGAAGAGGCGGGCGACCGCGAAGAGUCCCUGCCGCCAGAAGAACGCGGGCGAGAGACGAACGCCGUGAGCGCCGCAGCAGCCGGGGGGCGUCCCGCCCGAGGCGACGCGAAGGGGACGUGGGGUUUCGCGUCCCCUGUCGCAGGCAGCGCGGCGAGCGCGCCCUUCCUCGUCCGUCCCUCGGCUGCAGAGGGCGCUGAAGCAGCGGCGCGAGUGGAGGGCAGCGGCGAACGCCGACACGACCGCAGCAGCGACGGCGCCGUGCGUGUGUCGGAAGGGUAUCGUUUCUCAGCCGCAGGUGACGCACGUGUGCCGCAUUUGUCCGCGGAGAAGCGGCGGAAGGGAGGCGAGACAUCGAAAGGAACCGCGGAGAAGGCAAGGGGCGGCAGGGCGAAGCAGCGGCCGGUGUCCAUUUCUGUCGCGGAGAGUUGGUGGGACGAGCGCGUGUGGGUUCUGCGGCAGCGCCAGGGCGUUCUGCCGGCCUUCAAAGAUCCGCGUAGGCGCCUCGCGGCUGAAACAGGGAGGAACGGCCGCGAGGCGGUCCGCGAGAGCGAGACAGGCGAAGAGGGCGAAUCGGGAGCAGACGACCCUGACCGAGAGGAGAGGCGAAAAUACGCAAGACGCGCACCGCCGCCUCCUCCUCCUCCUGUUUCUCCCCUCCUCACAGCGGGUGCGACACCCCAGGAGCGCGGGGGCGAGCGCAGACAGAUUGCGGGGGAGACCGCAGCGCCGAUGCGCGACUCGAGUGCGAAGAAAGAACAAGACACAGCGGCGGCUCGCGAGGCCGGCGGAGAGACUGGAAACGAACUAGCUGACCAGCUGCUGACAAGAGGGCCCUGGAGAUGGACGUGGCAGCCGCGUGACAGCGGCGCGGAGGGACAGGGCGCGGCCCCCGGAAGGCAAGAGGCAGGGAGCCGAGAAGCUGCAGCAGGCGUGGGAGACAACCCAGAGGGCGUCGCCGAAGAGGACUCGGGCGACCUGGCUCUUGGGGAACACCAGCCGGGAGAGGAGGGCGACUUCUUGGAGUCUCUUCUUGUCGCGAUGCAGGACGUCCCUGAGAGCCCGACGCGCCGAACGACGGAAGCGCGGCGUAUCUUCACAUUUCCAUUCAUUUUCUACCAAGACGCGAAGGCGCUGGAGUGUGCGCACCGUCGGACUCAGCUCAGCGCGACUCGAAGGCCAAAGGCGAGGAAUGAGGAGGCUGCCAAAGGCGCUUCAGUGUCCGUUGCGCCCUCUUUAUCUCCUCUGCCUUCGUCUGACCCACUCGUCUCCUCCAGCGAUGCAGUAACCACUCUCUCUGCCUCUUCGUCUUUCUCGUCUUUUUCGUUCUUGUCUUCAUCAUUGAGUGCACAGCGUCCCUCUGUGGCGGCCGCGCGGCGCCUGGACACCCCCGAGCGAGACCGCGCGGAGACCGCGCGAGACGGAGAGACGCCUGCCGCGGCUGUCGGCGAGGCUAGGCAUGCGGAGGAGCAUGCAGAGGAGCGUAUCUCCGUCGGGAGGCAACCUCCUCCUCAUCCGCAUCUUCCCCUUCCUCCCGCCUUCUCUUCAGGGCCGCGGAGCCCGCCCACAGGCAGGACCGCACGCAAGAGGCAGUCCGCUGCGUCCUUCUUUUCGCGCCCUGUCGUCAUCUCCUCGGAGACACUUGUCUCCUUGCCCGAAAGCGGCGCCCUCCGGCAGCUCCAGAGCAGACCUCGGGGCGCGCAGGCCCCUGCGUCGCCAGUCCCGUCGCCUCUCGCGCCCGCCGGCUCGGCCCCGCCGCCAGAAGCCUCGGCCGGCGUCUUCGGAGACGAGGAUGGGAAACCGUGCGGCGAGCGAGCGUACCUUCUGGGUGAAAUCGAAGGCGACAAGGUCUCCAAGAUCGCUCUCUACGUCGUCGCGGGCAACAUGUCCGCAGAGCGCCCGCGAUCCAGCGGCGGCAUCCUGCAGCCCAUUCAAAAGCUCUUCACGUUUGAGCGCCGGCACAGUUCAAGUUCCGGCGCCUCUUCCUCUUCCUCUGCGUCGUCUUCCUCUCCGCGCGGGCGGCGCCUGGGAGCGGAAGCUGGGGCGGAGGAGGUUCAGAGCCGAGAGAGUUGGUUUCAAGCGCACCUGGCCGAGGCGAUCCGCGAAGACCGCGAUGCGCAGAGCUUUCUGUCCCUUCCCCGCGGCGGCGCCCGCGCGAGAGCGGAGGGCGAGGGCCUCACGCUGGGCGCGGCGAACCGAGCGGAGACCUCGAGUGCGGACCGAAGAACUCGAGAGCAGCCCGACGACGGCGGAUCCGGCGAGAGCGAAGGGAGAGAGCGCGACGAGAGAGUCGCGCAGUGGGACGGCAUCACCAUGGAGGAAAUGGCCGUCGAGGCUCUUUUUCUGUGGGGCGAAGCGGAAGACGUGGGCGAACUCGAAGUAGUCUCCAUCUCCCGCAGCAGCUACGCGCGGACGCGCCUCGCGAGAUCCGCGGCGGCGACGCAGAGCGAGAAACCGAGGCGCGCCGGUGCCAGGGACUCGAGCAGCAGCGAGCGCGAGAGAGAAGAGGCAAGCGACGCCCAGCAGAGCGGGCGCACGACAGAGGACGGCGUCCGCGAGGCAUCCGCGGAGACUCGGCACAUAUUGGGCUUCGUCAUGCAGAGCGUCGCAGAGGAGAGGGGCGGCUUCCUGCUCUCUCUGCCUCACGCUGAGGCGCGCGACGAUGAGACUUCGCCGGUUUCUUUCUUCUCGUCGCUUUUCCCGUUUGGCGGCGAGGCGCGAGCGAAGGAGCCGCAGAAAGAGGCGGCCUGCCCGCCAGAGUGGAUUGGCGACAGCAUCUGCGACCCCCCCUGCGAUAAGCCCGAGUUUUUUUCAGACGGGGGCGACUGUCCGCACCGAAGCAGCCUGGGUCGUCUCUGGAUCGACCAGCAGCAAGCGGCUUCUCCGCCCGUGACCUCCACAGUCUGGAUCACCGCGGCAGGCUCCUACCGCUGCAGGUGCCGCACGGGCUACGAGGGCGACGGCCUGAACUGCAGAGACAUCGACGAGUGCGCGGACGAGAAAAAUGCGCCUUGCCAUCCCCUCGCCCUAUGCGUGAACACCAACGGAGGCUUUCGCUGCAUUUGCAAGGCUGAACAUCUCGGGGACGGAAUCACCUUCUGCGUGCCCCAAGCAGAGCUGACGGGGCAAGAAGCUAUAGGCGGGAGCCCAGAAAGUUUCUCCGCGUGCGCCGGCAAAGACGGGAGGUCGCUGUGCCCUGGGACCCUACACUGUCGCCCAGACGGUUCGUGCGGAUGCAAUGAAGGCUACGUUCAGACUGCCGACGACAGCUGCGAAGACAUCGACGAGUGCGACGAGGGGCUCGCUGCCUGCGCGCCUGCCUCGCUCGCGGUCUGCAUCAAUACAGAGGGAGGAUACUUUUGCAGCUGCCGCGAGGGCUACGAGGGCGACGGCCGGCAGUGCGUGAAGGGGCCUUCAGUCCUUCAUGCGCGACUCGUGGUUUCCGUCGAUUUCCGGAGAACGAUGGAGAAGGAGGGGAACGAAGACGGGUUCGCCCUGCUCUUCAGGCGCUCACUCUCGCAGGCCAUUCCCUCCCUCUCGCUCGAUCGUGUCGAGGUCGUGGAAGUUAAAGAAGGCAGCGUUGUCCUCCUGCUGCGCGUGCAUCCUGCCAGUUCGACGAGGCACGCGAGCCCGCGGCGCCCCGCGGCCGAAGUGCGCGCAGCGGGAGCGGCCCAGGCGGAGGGAAGAAAGCGAGGAGAGGCGGAUGCAGUCGAGAGGAAAGACGCCGAAACACCUCAGGAGGAGGGGGGUUCCGCCCGCGACGAGGCGCCUCUGACUGCCGCCGAGGUUCUCCUCGCGCUUCAGAGCCAACUCGAAGAGCCCACGUCACCCCUGCGGACAGGCCCCUUCGCAGAAUACGCCGCCGUCAGCUCGCUAGACGAGUACCGGUUUCUCACCAAGGCGCAGGCGUACGGAGCGGUCGACCUGCUGGACAUCUUGACGAGUUGGUUGCCAGCUUGGAUAACCGAAAAUAUUCCGCGCGCCGUCAUUGUGGCUGUCGAGCUCGGCCUCGCCCUGGUCUUGCUCCUAGUUCUCUUCAACUGCUGCGUGAAGUGCUGCAGACGGCGAACCAAGCAGCAGUCCGGCUCGGCGCGCACAGUGAGCAAGAGAAGGCUUGCGCCGGUGUGCUGCUGCUGCGCGGGCGACCUUUCGACUUCAGAGGACGAGCAAGAGCUCGCGUACCCUCCGCGAAGGCCGUCGCUUGCCCAGCGCCCGCCCUCGCGCUCCCACGAGGCGUCGAUGCACGCUCUGUCGCGCGCGGCUUCAGCGUCGCGAUUCGACGAUCGCGCCGAAGCAGCUUGGAGGCAGUUCGGAGACACUGAGACGGAAAUCGUCCAAGAUCCAGGAGACCUCUACGCCGCCCGAGGCAGGAUUGGCGAGCGCGAAGACAGGAAGAGGCGACAGGGGCGCGGCGGACGCCGAGCGCGGUCCCGAGGCGAGGGCGUGGACGCCCGAAGACCGACAGACGCAGAGACACUCGAAAGAAUACGACAUCUGGAAGCGUACCAUCGCCACGUGAUUGCGGAGGAACAGAGACAAAAACGCCUCGCGCGCUCCACAUACACGUGA